This is a messenger RNA of Phalacrocorax carbo (great cormorant), 4184 nucleotides long. Lineage: Eukaryota; Metazoa; Chordata; Aves; Suliformes; Phalacrocoracidae. The record is from RefSeq and is a predicted model, not a curated record.
AUGGCCUAGAAGGAAGCACGGCGGGGUCAGGGCGGCGCGGGCCGAUGCCGCCACGGCCCCUCACAGCGGGGCGACGGUCCGGGCUGACUGACAGCCCGCCCCCGCCCGCCGCCGGCGCUCCCAUCGGGACGGUGAUGGUCCGCAGCCCGGCCGCCCCCUCCUGCCCCGGCUCCCCGAGCAGGGACCCCGGCCGCAGAUCCCACCUCAGCGACUCCAGGCUCUCCAUCCGCCGGGGAACACGCUGCCUCGGCAGGCGGCUACCUGCGCCUGCCUGCGGGCGAGACCAGAGCAGACGAUCGCCGACAGCGCGGAUGGGGGCGGCCCCGCUGCCGCCGGCGGGAGGUUUGAAAUGGCCGCCCGGCGGUGGUCCAGGGUCUGAGGGCCGAGAUGGCUACCAAGCGCCUGGCCAGACGGCUGGGGCUGGCGCGGAGCAGCGCGGGGGCGGCGGCGGCGGCGGGGGUCGGGCAGCGGCAGCGGUUCCCGUACCUGAUCGUCCUCGACUUCGAGGCCACGUGCUGGCGGGACGCGGGGCGGCGUCGCCCCGAGAUCAUUGAGUUUCCAGCAGUCCUGUUAAACACUUCAACGGGAGAGGUUGAAUCUGAAUUCCACACCUAUGUCCAGCCCCAGGAGCAUCCUAUUCUCUCUCAAUUUUGUACAGAAUUAACUGGCAUAACACAGGAUCAAGUUGAUGAAGGGGUCCCUCUGAACAUUUGUUUAUCACAAUUUUUGAAAUGGAUCCAAAAGAUACAAAAGGAGAAGAAAAUUAUAUUCAGUUCAGAUAUUCCAAGUCAUUCUACUUCAGAGGCAAAACCAUGUACUUUUGUUACUUGGACAGACUGGGACCUGGGUGUGUGUUUGCAGUAUGAGUGUAAAAGGAAGCAGCUGCGAAAACCUGACAUUUUAAAUUCCUGGAUUGAUCUCAAAGCAACAUACAGGGCCUUCUAUAAUAGGAAGCCUAAAGGGCUAAAUGGUGCUUUGCAGGAUUUGGGGAUAGCUUUUGCAGGACGGGAACAUUCUGGGUUGGAUGAUUCUCGGAAUACUGCCCGUCUUGCCUGGAGGCUGAUUUGUGAUGGAUGUGUGCUGAAGGUUACUAAAUCUUUGGAUAAGACACAUCCAAAGAAUAAUUUCACUUCCAGAACACUGACUAUAAACUUCACUGACAAGACUCCAUUGGGAAUUAACAGCAGACCUGAAGCAUCUAGAGAUGGAACUUGCAAAACAAACUCUCUGGCUGAGAAAAACCACAGCAGUAUUGCUGGAAUUAAGAUAAAUUCUAAUGUACAAACUGAAGAACAACAGACCACUUGCACGGAUUCCUCUGCAGACAUCCACGCUGUACCUAGCAGCAGCUCAAGGACUGAGUUACACACUCAAGCCCAAAGCUCUUUAGCAGCAUCUACUGACAGAUUUCUUGAGCAGGCACAGCAAUCUCACAGUACUCUGUCAACAGGCAUUCAGCAAGGAUCAAGCAAUGGGCAACCUCUGAGUGCAGCCAGAUAUAGCCCUCCAGUACGUGGAUCAGGCCUAGUGCUCGUCUCCACUACCAUCCCCUCUGUUAAUAUCUCCAAUGAGGAUAUAACUACUAGUUCUGAUUGCUUAUCUCUGCUGACUGACUGGGAAGAUGUCGCUUUAAUACCAGAAUCUCAAUAUGAACAAAAUUCAGACUGCAUUCAAUUCAAAGAUUACUCAAGUACAGAUAUUUUAACAGUACUUGAAGAGAAAAGAAUUUCAAGAAAAUUGGCUGUGGUGAGUUCAGAUAGCCAAAGUUCGGAGAAAACCAUGGUACCUGUGGAACCUCUGAAAUCUAUUGUUUACAAAAGUCCUGAUACUACUAUCUAUAAUGUAGGAACAGUACAACGGCAGACUUCAAAUUUUUCAGCUUUUAAGUUACCAUCUGCAAAGGUAAAUGCUAUUUCAGCACAAUCAGCAUUAACUGGAAAUUAUUCUACUUCUUCAGAGGUUCCUAAAAGAAAGCUAACUAGUCCAAAAAUGUUCCCACCAGCAAAAAAACAGUCUUUUGCUGUAUAUCAAGAGAAAACUGCAUCUUUUGGUCAUUCCUUACCUUUAAGAAGUUCAAAUGUGCCCAGAGUGUCUCCUGCCAUUCUGAACUCCACAGUCAAUUUGAAUCAGUCUGUAAGAGCCAUGAAAAAUGGAAACCCAACUCCCCCUCUGUGUAACUGUGGUCGAAGAGCUAAAAAACUGUAUGUGUCAAAUGCUGGUCCAAAUCAUGGCAAAGCAUUUUUCUGUUGUCCUGUUGGCAAGCGUGAAGAUAAUAAGAAAGGCUGUGGAUACUUCAAGUGGGAAUAUGUGCUUCUAAAAGAGAAAUCUAAUGGUCUCACCCUGAAAGCAGAUGCUUUGACCUCUCUUGGAACUUAUGCUGGUAAUUUAGGCAAUUCCUCCAACAAAAAAUGUUUGUGUCUUAGACCCUCCAUGAGAAGUUGAAAAUUGGUAAUUUUUUUUGUCCAAAUCUUAAAUUCAGUAAGUUGAUCAUCCUUAAUAUCAGGACAGUCAACAAGGUCAGAUAUAUGUUCUGAGAAUGGGACAAAAAUGAUGUUGCUUGGUUAACGUAGCUGGAAAUGGAAAUUGCUCAAGCAUACAAAAAUAUCAAUAUAUCACAAAGUACCUCGCUAAUUAAGUGUGAGAGAACAGAUAAACCUAAGUGCUAAAGUAUGAGCAGAUGUUUUAAAUUCCUUACUAAUCCAGUCCUUAAAGACCAUUUUAAUGACACAGAUUUUAUUUACACUUUUUUCUAAAUAUACAUGUAAUGAUUACAACUAGCUUUUAAAAAUUUACUUAGAAGUUGCUGCACUUCUCAAAAGUAAUCCUUGAAGCAACAGUGUUGUCUUAAACUCUUAGUGGUUUUUUCUCCUUUAAAUUAAAUAGCAAUAAAGAUAAAAUGCUGGUGACCCUUCAUUUAAUGCACAUUACCUGUUGUGCUCUUGACUAUAUGAGUUUCUGAUUUCAUUUGUAUCAGCCUGUCUGCUUUUAUACUGUUAGCUAAUAGUGUAGCACCUGGGACAGCCAAAUGCUGGGAACCAGGUAAAAAUUUAUUCAAACCUAAACUACAAAAGCUGUAGCAUAAUGUGUUUUACUCUAUGCUACUGUGUAAACCUGCAAUAUCUUACUUUGUAAAAAACCCUAUAAAAAAGCAACAAGUACUUCAAUCUUUUCUCCACUCCUUCUGGCGCAGUUCAUUUCUUCUGAUCUUCCCACUAAUAGUCUUUGGCAACUGUUGAACAAACUCCAUCUAUUGGGGAAGGGAGGAAAUUGCAAUAUGAAGUAAGAUACCGUUUACCUAAAUUAAUUUUCCUAAACCUCAGCGGCAUAGGCUUAUAAGCCACAUAACCGUUAACACCCACUGUUUCACGGUAGUGAAAAUUAUUCAAGUAUUUGAGCACUCACCUUCCUAGGGUACUUGUAUGGAGCAGUAACUUUCUUAACAUGGUCUUGUAGCUCUUUCAUCAUUUUUUCUGGAUCAUGCGAAGCAUAGUCAGAUGUUAAAACAACAAAGGCUUUCACUACCUAAAGAAGUUACAGCAGCAAUGGUUUAAAUGCCAAUUAAAUGGUAUUACACAACAGUAAGAUUUGAAACUUUAAAAUUUUAACAAAACAUUUGCUGACAAACUGAAGAGUAAGGUAUAGGGCAGGUACAGAAAACUUUGCCAAAGUCUGUGGGUGCUCACUAUUGGUCUGGACUGUGCAGGCAUUUUAUAUGCAUUUAAUAAAGAUAUAAAUUUAAUAAAGAUUAAAAACUAAGUAUUUGAAUGACAGGGAAAGCUUCAAAUGGUGCUUUUGUUACAUUGGAUCUGGGGCAAUUGCGUUGGUCAGUUUUGGAUUGUGCAGUGACAGAUAUGAGUAGAAAUGCUGAGUUGAAUUUAUUCAGUUUUCAUUUUAAAAAGAAAAAAAAAUCCCUGGAUAGAUAAAUCCCUUGGAAGUUGGGCUUUAUUAGCUCUGGUACGCACAAAGCUAUUUAAAUAUAUAAGCUUGUUUAACUUGUUUACCUCUCCUCUGAUAGGGUCUGGACUGCUGACAACUGCUGACUCCACCACUGCAGGAUGCUCUACUAGGGCACUUUCUACUUCAAAUGGUCCAAUACGGUAUCUUUAAAAUGGAAGAAAGGGCUUUUAGUUGUAUUUGAUAGCACAUGAAUGUAAUUUGACAUCCAAAUCAUCUGUGUUACUCAA